This is a messenger RNA of Neospora caninum, 3366 nucleotides long. RefSeq lists its product as hypothetical. Bases 1 to 3366 code for a protein of 1121 amino acids. The record is from RefSeq and is a predicted model, not a curated record. The transcript has a single exon. NCBI's taxonomy places the organism in Eukaryota, Apicomplexa, Conoidasida, Eucoccidiorida, Sarcocystidae.
AUGCAUGCAAAAAAUGCAAAGGCUUCUUCCCUCCUCUUCGUGGGGAGACUUCUUCUGCUUUUCCCUGUCGCUGACGGCUCCCUUCGGGCCCUCACGCGGCGUCCGGUCUUCGCUUUGUCUCUCGUUCUCCUCGCCCUUCGCACAGUCCUGGAACGUGGGUGCACUCUCGCUUCGUCAUCAACUGCGUCUCUGUCGUCGCCAGUUUCUUCUCUCCUCGCCAGCGUCCACGGCCGGGUCGGACAGAUCGCGAGAGUGGAAGGCCUAUCAGACUUCUUCUCUUCGACAGACCCAUCUGACGAAGUCCUAAUAUCGCCGUCGUUUUCCCCUCCCUCGCUUCCUCUGUUCCCCAACUCUCUCUCCACAUUCCUGCCUCUCGCUUCCGCUUCUCCGUUCCUCCCGUCGUUCACGAGCCUUGCUCCCUCCAAUCCGCCAGUGUCGUCGUCUGUCUUGUCUUCUCCGUCUUUGCAUCCAAGACAUGCUUUGGCAGAUGCGCUCGCGGUAUCUCGGCGGUUGGCGGCUCCCCAGGAGCUGCCAUCCACGCAAAACGAUUCGUCAGAAACACAGGCAGAAAGGGCGCGCCGUCUCUCCUCUCGUUCGGCUUCUGCCGGGCGAAGCGCACUGACAGAGAGAGAUGAAGGUCCGCACGAGAUCAGCACGGAAACAGUCUCUUCUUCGUCUCCUCCGUCUCCCUCCCCUUCCGCUCGUUUGUCGCAUUCUCCUUCCUCUCGUUCUCCUCCUUCCCCUCCUUCCUCUCUUUCUCCUCUUUCCCCUCGUUCCUCUCUCUCCUCUCCUCCUGCCUCUCUCUCUUCUUCCUCUCCUUCGUCUCUUUCCCAUGCGCCGUCUUCCUCUGCGUCCUCUCCUUCGUCUUUGGGGGGGAGGGCGGACGAGGCGCUUUCUGGAGACAGUGGCGACGAGUCGCGAUCUCUUUCCGAGUCUGCAGACAAAUCCGCUGAAAACGCGUCUUCGCUGGACGGGCGCCGGUGCGGUGACGGGGCUCCAGAGGGUUGCCAAAGUUACGCGCCUCGCGUAGUAGAGACAAAACUCGAAGAGAGAGACAGACGGAAGAACACGAGCCCCGGCACAGAAAAGAAAACAGGGGAAAGAGGAAAAGGACCGGGCGGAGACCAGAAGAAGAAGGAAGAGAGAGAGACGGCAGAGGAAGAGAAGGAAGAGAAAGAGGAGGAAGAGGAGGAACGGAAGAAGGCGAACGAAGAAGCAGGAUUAUCUGAGAAGCCUGGCGGAAAAGAAGGGGAUCGCGAGGAGGAGAAAGGCGAGAGGAAGAACCAGGUGGAUGUUAUAACAGAUGGCGAAGGGAGAACAGACGAGCACAUUGCGGGGGCUCUGGGUGUAGAGCCGUCGAAGCGAUUGGACGCGAGAGGGAAUGGGGAGGAUCCGCCGACAAAGGGAGAAGGCCUGCCUUUCGAGGUCUCCGCUGAGGCAAACAAACAGCCGCUCACCCGAGAAGAUCUGGAAUCUGACGCAGGGCUAUCACGUGGCUCUGUCAGCACUGUCACAGCGCGCGAGGGCGGAGCAGAGACGCUUCGGAGAGACGAAGUUCCAGAGGGGGAAGAAGCGAGAGAGGGAGAGCGUGAGCGAGAGGAAAGGAGAGGUAACCAAACAGAGAGAGAAGCGAUCCAUCGCGGAACCGAGAAGGACAAGAGAGGGAACUCAGAGUUCGACUCGUCAGAGACGUUUUCGACAGACAGCGGGCGCGCGGAUCGAGGUGGAUCCCCUGUUGAUGAGAGAGAGAUGCGGACAGCAGAGAUGCUUCGCGCAGGCGUCCAAGGAGAGAAGGCGGCGGCCGAGGACCAAGAUGCGCCAGGCUCUCGCGUCUCCUUCGUUGCCUCCCCAACUGCCGGCAAGCUGCAAGAGGCCGUUCCUCGCAGCAAGGUCCGGGGUCGGCAGUUGGCUCCAGAAGACGCGGCGGGCGAGUCUGCGAAGCGAGGACACGAGCGCCCCCUCGGGGAUCUCGCGCCUCGCGGGGGCGUGAGUGGGGGGAUCGGAGACGCUCUCCUCGGCGUGCUGCCUUGUGCGCUUUCCUCCGUCUCAUCUCUGCUCAAGUUCGUCUUCUCGUCGGUUCUUCCCUCCUCGCCGCCCAAUCGCUUCCUCGCCUCUCUCCUCUACGUCUACCCCGACAACGCGCACCUCGCCAUCCCGAGCGAGAGCGCGGAGGCUCUGCUCGAAGAAGAAGAAGUCGUUCUCUCUGGCGACCCAGGGGAAGAAGACGAGGAGUUGUUUGCGCGCAAACAACGUGAGAAAGAGAACAAACGCGCCGCUCCUGUGCAGGCCCGCGAGGGGACGCAAGGCGCGGCGACCGCAGGCAGAACCGUGGAUUCGCGUGUCACGGCAGCCGACGGCGACGGACCGCAAGGCGCUGUCGCCGGCGAUCGCCGUGGAAUGGCGACUGAGACGACGUCGAACGGGACGCCGCCCUGGGGCGUCCACUUUGCGGAGACCUUCGAGGGCGAGAUGAUUUGUUUCCAGUGGAACGUCUUCAACGGCGCCUUCUCCCUCGCCCUCGCCUACCUGUGCUCCCCGCUCUACCGCCACGCCGGAUUCGGCGCGGGCCCCGCAGCGCCUCAUGUGGCGGUCUCGACGCCUUCGUGCUCGGAGGCCGCACCGGGGUCUGAGGUGUCUGGACACCCGACGGCGUUUCUGCCUUUCGCGCGGCUCGCCCGCGCCGCAGCUUGGCCGUUUUCCUGGAUGUUUCGCGUGCUUCGCGGGGGCGCGGCCAGCUCGUCCCAGGUCCUCAAGCGUCUCCUGGCCGGUGCCUUCUCCUCGUCGCUGUCUUCCUCGCUGCUUCCUCUUCCGUCAUUCUCCUCGUCGCCCUCUGUCUCGCCUGCGGGUUCGUUGCAGGUCGAUUUGUCCACGCAUGCGCCUGCCGACGCGCUGGCGGCUUCGCUGUAUCAGGCCACGGGAGCCGCCUUGCCGGACUUCGCCGCCGACGAGGCGUUCGCGACCUCGUUCUCGCCCUUCGAGGCACAGACGCCCGCACACAGACCCGAUCGCCACGCUGUCCCCGGGGCGGGCCGACUCGCGGGCGCCCACGCCGACGUACUGGGCGACAGAGGGACACCGCGCGAGCGCGCCUUCUUCGCGGCUUUGGGGGCUCGGCCGGGCGUGGAAGGCGUCGGAGACUUGCCCCUGCGGUCCACGUGGCGAAUAGCCUGUCUCUCCGCCCAGGCGCUCCAGUCCUCCUCCGCCGUCCUGCAAUCCUUCGGCUGUACGUACACCUCGCCGGCAUCCACCUUCGUGGGAUGGAUCCUCGCCACGCUGAGCAUCGCGACCUCCUUUCUCCACCCCAUGCUCUCGCUCUUCAGCAACUGCAUGUCGGCCGCCUACGACGUCUACGCGCUGAUGUGGUAG